Phytophthora sojae is the source of this 471-nucleotide messenger RNA. RefSeq lists its product as hypothetical. The record is from RefSeq and is a predicted model, not a curated record. NCBI's taxonomy places the organism in Eukaryota, Oomycota, Peronosporomycetes, Peronosporales, Peronosporaceae. The transcript has a single exon. Bases 1 to 471 code for a protein of 156 amino acids.
AUGGAGAAGGCGGACGCUUUCGAGGCUCGAGUUGUUUUGGAGAACGGAGCGUACUUCGCCUACCAAAGUCCUUCAAAGUCCACGUGCAUCCAGCUUUCCGACUGUCCGAACUGGCAGGCUGCCAAGUCCGUCGGGUGGCGCAACCUCCCCGCGCACUGGUACAUCAACUUCUUCCAGAGCGACAACUGCGUCGGCAACGAUGGCGACGUGUUCUCGGUUGCUCGUAAUAGAGCAAUUGAUGGCGUGCACACCUUCAGCUCACCCCGCGGAAUCAAGUCGAUCUACGCCCGGCCGUCCAACGGGAAAAUAUCGUGGAGUGUGGCUCGCAAGUGCGUCCAGCUUCGGCAGCCUGUCAAGCGAGCUGAGCUGACGCUUACCGAUGGAAGUGGGGCCAACAGCUCUGGCGUCGUUCUAUCUGACUUCCGCGAAGACAUCUCCUUGAAUUGGUUUGAGCCGGUCAUUGCGGGCUAG